Dovyalis caffra is the source of this 1233-nucleotide messenger RNA. The record is from the annotation of a GenBank genome assembly. Lineage: Eukaryota; Viridiplantae; Streptophyta; Magnoliopsida; Malpighiales; Salicaceae.
AUGGCAGGAAACGGUACCAGUCAUUGCAAUUUUGAUGAGAUAGAUCACUGUCCUAUUGAAGAAAUGGAAAGUGAGCUUUAUUCUGCUUUUAAGUGUAGUUCUUUGCUAGAUUAUUUAGGAGAGGAACAAGAGCUGAAACCAGCAUCUUCGCUGCCCGUAAUCCCUCAACCACAGACACCAAGAGAGCCUAUGGAGUUCUUGUCUAGAUCCUGGAGUCUCUCUGCUUCAGAAAUUUCAAAAGCUCUAGCUCAGAAGCAGAAACAAUUUUUCACUGAAAAGAAUCCCAAUACUUUUCCAGAGACAAUGAUGGCACCACAAGUAGCAGGGAAGGUGGUGAAUUCCAAAAAUUCAAGGACAGGAUCAAUAGGAAAAUGGUUUCACCACAAGGAAUUCAGUAGCAGUGCAGUGAAGAAGAAAGACAAAGCACGCACGGAAAAUGCACAUAUGUAUUCUGCUGUAUCUAUAGCCGGACUAGCGGCAGCCUUGGCUGCGGCGACCGCUGCAGGAAAUUCCAGUGGCUCCAGCUCCAAAAUGAGCAUGGCUUUGGCCUCGGCUACAGAGCUCCUCGCAUCACAUUGCAUAGAAUUAGCAGAAUCAGCUGGAGCUGAUCAUGAUCGUGUGGCUUCUGUUGUGAGAUCAGCAGUAGAUAUUCAAAGUCCUGGUGAUCUAAUGACCCUUACUGCAGCAGCAGCGACAGCUUUGAGAGGAGAAGCAGCUUUAAAAGCAAGAUUACCGAAAGAAGCAAGAAGGAAUGCUGCUAUAAGUCCUUACGAUAGGGGAAUGGCAGACACCCACUGGACUUCUUUAAAUGGUCCAUUGGAAGAACAGGGUCCUCCCUGUGUGGGUGAACUAUUGCAACACACAAAGAAAGGAGUGUUGCGAUGGAAACAUGUCACGGUGUACAUCAACAAGAAAUCUCAGGUACAUACUCUAAAUUGGAGACAAGUUGGAGCAAUAGUCCUAAUUAAGAUCAAAAGCAAACACGUUGGAGGAGCCUUGUCCAAGAAGCACAAAAGUGUUGUUUAUGGAGUUUGUGACGAGUCAACAGCAUGGCCAUAUAGAAAAGAAAGAGAAAGUACUGAAGAAGUGUACUUCGGCGUUAAAACAGCACAAGGUCUGCUAGAGUUCAAGUGUAAGAGCAAAGUUCACAAGCAGAGGUGGGUUGGUGACAUCCAAAAUCUUCUUCGACUAGUCAGCUGUGUGGAAGCAACUGACCCUCACUUAAAUGUCUAA